CUCAUUUUCUAACAAGUUUAUAUAUUUACUGCUAAUAUAUUACUGCUAUUUCAUCACAUUCUAUCGCACCAUCAUUUUAAUUGAAGCUCGGGCUCAACAAACAUCAACAUUUGGGAGCAAAACAGGACAAUGGCAACACAUAUAUUUUUUCUUCUUGGUUCAAUUAUGAUUUUGGUUGAUGCUGCCACAAGGAAACAACAAUCAUGCCAGAGAAGAAUUGCCAUAAUAAAGAGAGCUCUGAAGUCCAUACCUGUUGUUGAGAAGGAUUGUAAUAUAGAAUUUGAAUUGCCAUGUGAGCCUCCAGCUGUAGAGUCAGCAGUAUGGAGCACUUAUGUACGCUGGGGAAGAACAGUGUGUCCAGAUACAAAUGGAACAAGUGUCUUAUACAAAGAGGUCCCAUUCAAGGCAACCAAUGCUCCGGACACUAAUAAUCCUCAUUCCUUAACUGACCAUGAUGUUCCUUGUGUGGUGUGCCAGAUACCUCGGAACUUGGUAAUGAUACCAGCACUUCAUACAUGUCCAAAUGGUUGGAACAAAGAGUACAAAGGUUACCUAGUAGCAGAACACCAUGCACAUGCAAACAACAAAGCCUUUGAAUGUAUGGAUGAAGAACCAGAAACAAUUGAUGGGGGCCAUGAAAACAAAAAUGGUGCAUUGUUUCUCCCAGUUCAAGCUGUUUGUGGAUCCUUGCCUUGUCCCAAAUAUGUUAAUGGCAGGGAAUUGACAUGUAUAGUGUGUUCAAAGUGA
Owenia fusiformis is the source of this 747-nucleotide messenger RNA. The record is from the annotation of a GenBank genome assembly. NCBI's taxonomy places the organism in Eukaryota, Metazoa, Annelida, Polychaeta, Sabellida, Oweniidae.